AUGUCCUUCAUGAAAACUCUGGGAAUGACGCAGCUGUCACGGCUUAAGGACGUGGCCAUAGGUGCAGGAGGUGGCUCAUCGUUGGGAGCCUUUCUUGCGUGGGUGGCCAAGGACUACUUUCUCUCGAACGCUGCGCAGCCUGAGAGCUGGGAGAGCGAGGUGGUGUCUCUGCGAGAGCGCGUGGCUGUGCUCGAGGCUGAGAAAGAGUUUGAGGUGGUUGCUGGUGAGCCCGGACCUAGCUCAGCGGCCCCAACCACUGGAUACCCUGCUGUGCGAGUUGAGGAGGCUGUGCCAGAAUUGCCAGAAGAGGGUGAGAUAGACGGUGAGCCAUUUGACCUCGCCGCCUACACAGUUUUGCAGCAAGGCGGGGUAGACCCAGAAUACCCAAUUUUUCAAUUCUCCUUUUCAGAUCGUGGUGGUUCACCACGCAGUUCCAGCAUCAUCUUGAUCGCUGUCCAUCAGAAACGUUUUUUGGUUGCAGUGCCCUUUGAUCUUUGGCAUCGCACUGCAUCUCGUCGACUCUUACCAGAAGGUGCUCUUGUGAAGCCCCUUUCUUUGGCAGUGAUUGCAGCAGACCCGGCUGACCGGACAGCCAUUUCUCCUGAAUCAGAGCUUAAGGUUUGGUUUGGCUUCGCCUCUGCCGAAGUCAUAGACAAGGUAGUGACCAUAGGGGACGAAGACGCCCCUGACUUCAAUUUUGGGACAAGUGAAGCACCAUGUCUGCCAGCUGCAAGUGCAUUGGAGCAGGCCGCAAAGACCCGCUUCAGCGUGCAAGUGGAGGAGGAGACCAUUCCAGCGGAAGUGUCCCGGCUGGUCAGCCAAAGCGAGCUCCAUCUUCUACCGGCCCGCUUCGCCACAGCAGCAGAACAGCUAGACGAGUCUGGUUUGGAAGACUUGGCCGCCCCUCCUGGAUUGGGAGUUCGCCCAAGAGCAAAGUGUCCUCAAACCAGAAGCGCAGCACAGGCAGCGACAAAGCUGGGGCUGGAUCCUACAGUGGUGGCCUCAGCCCUCCAAUCGGGAGUGCCCAUGGAUCAGCUGGAAGCUGUAAGCCAACUGGUUCGGGACAAGCCUACACGGCUGGAGGAUGUUCCCAGGAAAGCGGCCGCUGGAAAGAACGCAUUGUCAGAAAGCGAAGACGAACCAGCGGACUUGCUGGAAGAUCCAGCUCUUGCCGAAGGUAUGGACCCGGUUGCCGCAGCCCUCACUCAGCUGACCAAGAUAGUGGGAAAGUUGUCCACAGGAGGCAAGAAGAAAGAACCGACUUUGGAAGACCUCUUAGAAGGUGCUGGUUCGGCAAGCUCUUCAGCCGCAGACGGCAGUUUGAGCUUCUCCAGUCGACGCCAUGCCGUGGAGUUGGGGUGUGGCUGGAGCAUUGGACAGUCUCCGGAACGGCAAUGUGGACGAAUGCCGAGCUCAACUUUGUCUGAUGCUGGCUCAGGCAAGGAGAUUGCUUGGGCCUCCCUCAACAAACAGCAAGCUCGCCGUGGCUUCCAGUGGAUGUUGGAGUGCCUGGGUGGGCAUCAGUUUCGUCACUUCUCUCUUUCCGCUGAGAAGGUCCGAUCCAACAAAGCACGUGCCCCUCAAGGAGAAGUCAUCAUCAGCAACGGUGAGAGUGACAAGGAGAACUUGAAGCAGAUGCGCUGGAUCCAUCGCCACAUCCAAAAAGAAGGUUCUCCGAUCCAUGGUUGGAACGAGAAGUUGGUUCAGAGAGCUCUUGAUUGUCUUGCUAAUGACGGAUGUCUGGCCAAAUUGUCUGACAGAUAUGAUUUGACCAUCCAAGCCAUUCAGCCAGAAAUCUUGACCAUCUUGGAAGAUCUCUUGCCUCAUCUUCGUGGACAUUCCCUGUCAGCCCCGGAGUUUGAUUUCUUUCGUGGCAUCUUCUUCGACAAGGCCACGCCUGCAAUUUUUGACGAUGGUGAAAUCGGUAAUGAGACCAUCAAAAAGAAAAAGGCGUUCUCAGAUGUGGGAGAUUCUGAGACCAUCCUGAAAGAAAGGUGGACGGCAGCGAAGUUCGUGAUGCAUCAGCUUCGCAUCGUCGUAGACAACCAGUACAACCCAGAGGGUCAAGAAGGCGAUGUUGAUGGUGUUUUCAGCAGAAGUCUCCCAUGA
Durusdinium trenchii is the source of this 2109-nucleotide messenger RNA. The record is from the annotation of a GenBank genome assembly. NCBI's taxonomy places the organism in Eukaryota, Dinophyceae, Suessiales, Symbiodiniaceae.